Molecule: messenger RNA, 765 nt
Organism: Heterostelium album PN500
Lineage: Eukaryota; Evosea; Eumycetozoa; Acytosteliales; Acytosteliaceae
Product: FAM207/SLX9 family protein
Exons: 4
Coding region: 1-765 (254 amino acids)
Biological process (GO): maturation of SSU-rRNA from tricistronic rRNA transcript (SSU-rRNA, 5.8S rRNA, LSU-rRNA)
Cellular component (GO): nucleolus; 90S preribosome; preribosome, small subunit precursor
Source: RefSeq, a predicted model, not a curated record
AUGCCAAAGAUAACACAUGAUAGAUCACUACAUAGUAGUGCACCAAGACCAUCAAAUAAAAAAGAUGUAUUUGCAAAGUCAGAGAAAGAGUCAUCGUUUGUAAAUGUACCAAAGGCACAGCUAGAUUUAAAUAUUUUACAGAGCAAUAUCAAACCACUGAGUGGAUUACCUUUGAAAUUGAAUAUUCCUGAAUCGGAGGAUAUGAUAGAUAGACGUCCACAACCACUUGCAAAGAAAGAGAAAAGAAAACAAAAGAAAGAAGCAUUUUUAAAGAAGUUGGAACCUUUUGCAAAGAAAUCAACAUCAACAACAGAAUCAAACAAAUCUACAUCAAAUGAAAACAGACAUAAUAACAAUAACAAUAACAAUAGUAAUAAAUCAUCGUUGAAUUCCUCCGAGGAUUUGAUGGCAGCACUACUAAGUGAAUUGAGUGAUGACGACGACGAUGAAAACAAACCAAAGAAUAUGGGAAACAGCGGUACCUCUACAAUGACCACAAGAAAGAAAAAGAAGAUUGCUUUAAAGGAAAUUGAACAAUAUAAGAAUGUUUUAGCGCAUCCAUCAUACCAAUCGGAUCCUUUCGCAACACUCAAAGAACACCUUUCGAAUUCAGUUCAAAUACAAAACGAGAAGAUGGCAGAGCAAAAUAAACUUAGAAACAAACAAAACGAUAUCAUGAAGAAACAACCACUGAAAAAGAAAGAUAAGAAAUCAAGUAAAAAGAAUCCAUACUACGAUGCUGGAAAUAAAAUGGAUUUGAAUUAA